AUUACCAGUUUGUCGGUCGUCAAAAGAUGGUAGUAGGUUUGACUGGUGAACCAUGUCUACCUGUUUCAAAAGCUGGUUACCAAACACAAUUAAAAAUGCAUGUACAUAUAAGUGGUUUCCAGAAGAGGAAAUUAAGGUGGUGAAGAAUACAUGGAGAUGAAGUUUUUCUCUUUUUAUACCAUCGCAGUUGCACUUCUAGUUGUACCCAACUUUGGAAUGAUGCAGACAAGGGGGCAGAGCGUUUCGUGCCUAAACCAGCUUGCUCCAUGCCUAAACUACCUGAAUGGAACAAAAGAAGUGCCUCAAGUAUGCUGUAACCCUCUCAAAUCAGUAAUAAAGAACAAUCCAGAGUGCUUGUGCCGUAUGAUAAGUAACCGUGGGAGUUCACGUGCCGAGCAAGCUGGCAUCGAUGUCAACAAUGCACAAAUGUUGCCUGCUCGAUGUGGAGAACACGUCAAUCCCAUUGCCUGCUUGACUCGAUCUCGAGGAUCUACUAACUCGGACCGAAGCUCCUCCACUGGCAACUCAUUUUCACAGUCCUAUUGGAUGACAACAUUAGCUUUUUCAGCAACUCUUUUAUCAUUUAUCCUUCAAAUAAACUGAGUCUCUCAUUGUUAUAGCACUCUGUUCAUUCUUUUUAUUUGUUUGAACAAUGCUUAUGAGUUCUGAUUAUUGUUCCUCACCCACUCAUUAAUGCACCAUUUUAUGAUUUAUUCCAUAUUUAAU
This is a messenger RNA of Brassica napus (rape), 726 nucleotides long. RefSeq names its product non-specific lipid transfer protein GPI-anchored 30-like. NCBI's taxonomy places the organism in Eukaryota, Viridiplantae, Streptophyta, Magnoliopsida, Brassicales, Brassicaceae. The record is from RefSeq and is a predicted model, not a curated record. Gene Ontology annotation, molecular function: lipid binding. The transcript is spliced from 2 exons. Gene Ontology annotation, biological process: lipid transport. Bases 151 to 603 code for a protein of 150 amino acids.